UCCUCGGGUUCAGACAUCUUGCUGUACGGAAAAUAUCCGCUAUGGAGGGCGCCAUGUUGGCGCUACUGAAACCAGCGAGGUGCCGGCUGGUUUCAGACUGCAGAGAUAAAAGCGUGAGAAGUUUUGGCGUCGUGCUUUGGCGCGGCUGCUUUGUUUUAAAGGGUCCGGUCGGCACGGAGUGGGGAUAGGCACAUCUUCCUUUCCCUGCGUGCCUCGAUGCGAGGGGAAGGUGCAUAAUUCUGCAGGGGGUGGUUUCGUAACGCGCCCUCCCUAUAGGGAGGAGCCGGCAUAUAGGGUGAUGGGGCGGGAAAGACGGCUCAUCGCACACUGCGAAGAGGAGAAAGUCAGAAACUUUGUUUGAGAAUGACUGGAAGUAGCAGCAAAAAGCACAGCAUGGAUGCGGAAAACAUCGUCAAGGAAACAGUCCUUAUUACAGGAGGAGGUGGUUAUUUUGGUUUCCGCCUAGGUGAUGCCCUUUCCAAGAAGGGAGUAGAUGUCAUCCUCUUUGAUGUCACCGAGCCCAUCCAACCGAUGCCACAAGGAGUGAAAUUUGUGCAGGGUGAUAUCCGUGUGGUCUCUGAAGUGGAAAGGGCACUCCGAGGUGCAACCUGCGUCUUCCAUAUUGCUUCCUAUGGGAUGUCUGGCCGGGAGCAGCUGAACCGAAAACUGAUAGAAGACGUCAACCUCAAGGGGACAGAAAACAUAAUUGAAGCUUGCAAGAAAGUGGGCGUCUCAAGGCUGGUUUACACGAGCACCUACAAUGUGGUGUUUGGGGGCGAAGCGAUCGAAAACGGGGAUGAGUCUCUGCCUUAUUUCCCUCUUCAUCUCCACCCUGACCAUUACUCGAGGACCAAAGCCUUAGCUGAGAUGAAGGUUCUGGAAGCAAAUGGAAGCUCCCUUGAGGGAGGGCAAGGGUUGCUGAGGACCUGUGCCCUGAGACCUGCCGCCAUCUAUGGGCCUGGAGAGCAGAGACAUCUGCCGAGGAUCCUUGGCUACCUCGAACAGGGCUUGUUUCAGUUCCUGUUUGGAGAUCCCAGAGACCUAAUGGACUUUGUACAUGUGGACAACUUGGUGGAAGCUCACAUCUUAGCUUCCGAAGCUCUGGGAGAUAGUAAGGGUCACAGGUCAGCUGGUCAAGCUUACUUCAUUUCAGAUGGCAGACCAAUCAACAACUUUGAUUUUUUCCGGCCUUUUGUAGAAGGCUUAGGCUACCCCUUUCCAACUUACCGCCUCCCUCUGUCUGUUGUUUACUACUUCGCAUUUCUCACUGAGAUGGUACAUUCCGUGGUUGGGCGCUUAUAUAACUUCCAGCCCUUCCUCACUCGCACAGAAGUUUACAAAAGUGGUGUCUCUAAUUAUUUCAGCAUGGAAAAGGCCAAGAGGGAGCUGGGGUACGCACCAUGUCCACACAGCAUUAAAGAAUCAGUUGAGUGGUUUAAAUCUCAUGGCUAUGUCCAUAAGUCCAGGAGGUACACUGCAAAACAUUUAUUUAGGGACAUGGUACUUGUCCUCCUGUUUGCAGUGGUGAUCCUUUCCUGGUUUCCCAGAGUCUUCUGAUGGGAGAUACUAGCAAGGAGACAAGCUUCUUUGUACAGUGGUACCUCAGGUUAAGUACUUAAUUCGUUCCGGAGGUCCGUACUUAACCUGAAACUGUUCUUA
Podarcis muralis (Common wall lizard) is the source of this 1659-nucleotide messenger RNA. RefSeq names its product short chain dehydrogenase/reductase family 42E, member 1 (gene SDR42E1). Gene Ontology annotation, biological process: steroid biosynthetic process. The record is from RefSeq and is a predicted model, not a curated record. NCBI's taxonomy places the organism in Eukaryota, Metazoa, Chordata, Lepidosauria, Squamata, Lacertidae. Gene Ontology annotation, molecular function: oxidoreductase activity, acting on the CH-OH group of donors, NAD or NADP as acceptor.